Molecule: messenger RNA, 1337 nt
Organism: Zingiber officinale
Lineage: Eukaryota; Viridiplantae; Streptophyta; Magnoliopsida; Zingiberales; Zingiberaceae
Product: NAC domain-containing protein 68-like
Exons: 3
Coding region: 161-1015 (284 amino acids)
Biological process (GO): regulation of DNA-templated transcription
Molecular function (GO): DNA binding
Source: RefSeq, a predicted model, not a curated record
CCUCCGCCGCCACCCUUCUGUCUCCACCCCCCCUCCCGGUUCCUUGCCCUCUCGUCACCGCCUACAGACCAACUCCGACGUCCUUAUAUAUACCCUUCCCGACUCCUCUGUACCUCAACUGCAAGCCAACUGUUCGAUAUAUUUCCAGAGAGCUAGAAAGAUGAACAUGACGACAUUGAUGGCCACCAGGAGAGACGCCGAGGCCGAGCUCAACUUGCCGCCUGGCUUCCGCUUCCACCCCACCGACGAGGAGCUCGUCGUCGACUACCUCGUCCGCAAGGCCACAGGCCAGCGCCUCCACGUCCCCAUCAUCGCAGAGGUCGACCUCUACAAGCUCGACCCUUGGGACCUUCCAGAAAUGGCGUUGUUUGGAACCAAAGAAUGGUACUUCUUCACUCCGAGAGACCGCAAGUACCAGAACGGGUCGAGGCCCAACAGGGCCGCCGGAAGAGGGUACUGGAAAGCCACCGGCGCCGACAAGCCGAUAUCGGUGCCGGGAAGCCGUCGGCCUAUCGGGAUAAAGAAAGCUUUGGUGUUCUACCACGGCAAAGCUCCGAGAGGCGUCAAGACGGAUUGGAUCAUGCAUGAGUACCGCCUCGCCGACGUCGAUCGAUCCGCCAACAACAACAAGGGCAAUCUGAGAUUGGAUGAUUGCGUCUUGUGUCGCUUGUACAACAAAAAGAACAACUGGGAGAAGAAGACGCAACAGAACAGGAAGCCCGCAGAUUCCUUUGACACGAAUGGUGACGAAAGGUCAGACAGUACUGCGUGGAGUGCUAAAGAUUCCGACGACGUCGAGCAUAAUUCUGGCGCCGGCGGUUUUCAGGAGGUGGAUGCUGUGAAAGAAGAGGAGGAUUGGUUCAUGGGCUUGGAUCUGGAUGACUUCCAGAGCACCAUGGACGCAAUUGGAUUUGAACCUGCAUCAGUUGUCAGUAUCUCAAACCAGGAUUACUUCAAUCCGGGUGUCAACUAUCUGGAGCAGAUCCAAUCAAACAAGCAGCUGUUUUGGAAUUAGAUUUAUUCCUCUGUAGAUAGUAGGAGGAAGAUAUACCAGAAUAGGAUGAAAAGAACAACUCUAAACGUGCCAGUUGCAGAAGGUUAUAAACGUAUCUCCAAGAGGAGACCAGAAUAGGAUUCUUCUGUGUUUGUUCUUCCAAUUUUGGAACAGAGAUACUCUAACAUGAAGGGGUGAAACUGAUCCCUUACUAGCAGAUUGAUGAUUUUUUAUUUAUUAAUUUGAUUGUAAAAGGAGUUUGGGAAUUCGGUCACUCCCCUUUGCUCUGUCACCUCUAAUUAUGAUAUAGAUAUAGAAACGCUCGGAUAUUUGUUAACAGUUC